AUGUGGAAGCUCGCAGGCCAUACGCUGGGCUACGUAAGUGGCGCUCACGUGAACCCGGCAGUGACUGUGGGCCUGGUGGUGGGCGGCUUCCUGGGCCCGCUGAAGGCUCUGCUGUACGUGACGGCGCAGUGCGUGGGCGCCACCGCUGGCUCAUUCGUGCUCCAGGCCCUGACACCCAACGAGACGGUCGCAACACUAGGCGUUAAUGCCUUGAAUCGGCACGUGACGCCGACGCAGGGCUGCUUCGUGGAGAUGGUCAUAUCAUUCGUGCUCGUGAUGGCCGUGUACAGCGCUGCCACAGGGGGGGCGGCGGCGGCGGCAGCAGGACCCUUCACUGUCGCUUCCCUGACCAAACAAGAAUGGGACCAGGUUGAUGGCGCCUCCUGGUCUCAAGCAGAAUGCAUCAGGAAGAAGUCAACGGCGUGCCAACCAGCCAAGUUUGAGCACCUCAACUACAAGGAGCAUCAGAAUGAGGACAUGUGUAUGGUGAUCAACAUGAGUGACAAGCAGCUCGACGAGGCAACCUUAAAAGUACUCAGAAAAGGUCUCAACUUUGCAGUGACACCCAGGAACGUGCCUGUCACAGCUUUCAUCAGUGCAGUUGGGCAAGCGAACAACACACCACCAUCCAGUAUGGCUGAAGAGAUAUGUAGAGAGAUGUACAGGGCGCUCACCAACACCAAGCCACAACAUCUCAAGCGAUGA
This is a messenger RNA of Schistocerca piceifrons (Central American locust), 705 nucleotides long. RefSeq names its product aquaporin NIP1-4-like. The coding region runs from base 1 to 705 and encodes 234 amino acids. The transcript is spliced from 4 exons. Gene Ontology annotation, biological process: transmembrane transport. Gene Ontology annotation, cellular component: plasma membrane. The record is from RefSeq and is a predicted model, not a curated record. Gene Ontology annotation, molecular function: water channel activity. Lineage: Eukaryota; Metazoa; Arthropoda; Insecta; Orthoptera; Acrididae.